UGUCUUAUUUAAAAUAAUGCACUGAGAAUUCACGUAGAAGGUAUUGCAUUCAUUCUUUCCGCUUUCAAAACUGUAAACUGUUCAAUUGUGUAUCUUAAAGUAAGAAUGUUCAUGCAAAUAGUCUUUCAUGCAUCUCUUUCUUAUUUACUUGCUCUAGUCUAUAAUCUUUAUAAAAGAUUAAUUAAUUAAUUCCGUCAUAAAAGUGAAUCUGUGUCUAUCAGUAGCAACAUGCAGGAGCAGGAAAAGUGUGUCAGUGAGUGUCGUUCAGUGUGCCAGAGGUACAGAGAAACCCUGGUUGCUGGUCUGUCUCAUGAUCAGGUAUUUAUAGCAGGGGAGGUAUAAAUAGCCCCAGAAUGGAGAAAAACGGAUCCCCUUUAAACCACGAAGGACGCCAUAGCCACAUUACAGCCUGAUUACGAAAGCUGGAGAGAUCCCCACUAGAGAGACUGCAAGAGGCCUGGACAUGCACUUUGACGAACUAGGAUAUGAAGGGGACGACUAUGAGGAUGUGGACACUCAAUACAUGAUUGAACAGAGUCUUCUGGAAUGUAACAAGCAGAUUGAAUCGCAGGAUUCCAGCCUAGGGGAUGAGUGCAGUCAAGAUAUAACAGAUAAUGUCAAAAUCUUCUCCGCCAUCAGAAAAGGUGACGAAGCAGCUCUCCGCCAGCUGUCUGUCAGCCAGAGUGCUUUCUCUGAAGUGGACAACAGAGGCUGGAUCCCCCUACAUGAGGCCGUUAGUCAGAAGAACCAAAAUAUUCUAGAGGUCACCUUUGCAGCGUCGAGUCAAAAUGCAGUGCAAUGUCGGACCGUCCGGGGAAAGACACCUCUGUUCCUGGCGGUGGAGCGAGGUCUGAUAGAGAACGCCACCUUUCUGCUACAGAAUCAUUCCAGUUCUGACUGCCAGGAUGACGAAGAGGACUCACCGCUAGUUAUAGCUAUCAGAAACGAUCGUCUGGACCUGGCCAAGCUCCUACUGGGGUUCGGUAGCAAUGUGAACCUGGAGGGAUGUCACAGCAGGACCCCCCUCCACGAGGCUGCCAAGCUGGGACGGGAGGACUUUGUGGAGCUGCUUCUCAGCUCUGGGGCCAACCCAGACGCCAGGUCCGACUAUGGGCUCACACCCCUGGCCCUUGCCGCUCAGUGUGGGCAUGUGAAGGUAGUCCAAGCCCUCGUCCAGAAAGGAGCCAACGUGGAGUCUAUGGCCCAGGAUUAUGCCACAAUCCUAUUUGAGGCAUCUGCCUCUGGCAACCCUGAGAUUAUCUCUCUGCUGUUGGAGUAUGGAGCUGAUGCCAAUGUCCCCAAACACACCGGACACCUCCCCAUCCACAGAGUCUCCCACAGGGGCCAUUUACAAGCUCUGAAGAUCCUGAUCCCUGUGACGACCUGUGACGCAGUGUAUGAGAGUGGAAUGAGCCCCUUACACUCUGCAGCUGCUGGUGGUCACACACAGUGUCUAAAGGCCCUGCUGAAGGCAGGCUAUGACCCCAACUACAUGUUGCACCCCUGGGUCCGGCGUAACUAUGACGACCAGCGGAAGUCUGCCCUGUACUUUGCUGUGUCCAACGAUGAUGUCCCCUCGGUCAAGCUGCUGCUGGAGGCUGGGGCCAUGCCCAACCAGGACCCUGUCAAGUGCCUACAGGUGGCUCUGAGGUCGGGAAACCUGGAGAUGAUCUACGUCCUGCUGAGGUUCGGAGCCAACGUCAACUACUUCUCCCGCGUCAAUACCACCCACUUCCCCUCCGCGCUGCAGUACGCUUUGAAGGACGAGGUUGUCCUGCGCAUGCUUUGUAACUAUGGCUACGAUGUCCAGCGCUGCUUCGAGUGCAACUACGGUGAAGCGUCCCAUGUUCCUGAUGACUAUGAGGGCUGGACAAAUUCUGUCAUCAACGACUCCAUGUUUUGCGAGGUUAUCUCAGUGUACUGGUUGAAAGAACACUCGGGACACGUGGUGCGUAUCAUGAUGGAUUACGUCGAUCACGUGACCUUCUGCUCGAAACUAAAGGCUGUUCUGAUGGAACAAAAGCAGUGGCCUGAUAUCUGCAAAGUUCAAGAGAACGCUCGCUGUCUUCAGCAUCUCUGUCGUCUGAAGAUCCGUAGCUGUCUGGGCCGACUGCGUCUCAGGGCCCCAGUGUUCAGGCAUUUCCUGCCUCUACCCAACCGGCUCAAAGAUUACAUCCUGUACCGGGAGUAUGAUCUCUUCAGCCAGAAGAUCCUAGUGGGCUGACUGGAAGAAGUACAUGGAGGAUGAGCGAAGAAGAUAGGCCUACAUUAACAAUUAGUCAGUGACUCAGCAAUGUUAUUAGUCAGUUUUUUUACUCUCAGGGGUGCCGUCUCUUAGGGUCAGGGUGCCCGACGUCGAAAUCUUGUGAGUAUUUUUUGGAGGAAGGGGGACACAUCGAGGCUGAUUUGUUCAUUGUGGCUAUAGCCCCCUAGCUCUACUGUAAUUCAAACCUUGCUAUUAGUCUGUCAGGCAGACGAGCUGAGCUCACUCACAUCAGGUUAAAAUAGUUUACUGUUAUCAUCAAGUGGAAUUUGUUACUUUUCACCUAAAAAUGAGGGUGGGGCAGGGGGGGAUUGAAGAAUUUUGGUCUGUUUCAGCAUAAAA
This is a messenger RNA of Oncorhynchus masou masou (cherry salmon), 2605 nucleotides long. Its product is annotated as dynein axonemal heavy chain 12-like. The coding region runs from base 464 to 2224 and encodes 586 amino acids. The transcript is spliced from 11 exons. Gene Ontology annotation, molecular function: protein binding. NCBI's taxonomy places the organism in Eukaryota, Metazoa, Chordata, Actinopteri, Salmoniformes, Salmonidae. Gene Ontology annotation, biological process: intracellular signal transduction. The record is from RefSeq and is a predicted model, not a curated record.